GGAAAGGAGGGGUUCUGAACUUUAUUAUUAAAUACUUCCUCCAUGCCAGAAAAAUCAGGGUUCAGGGCUCGGUGCUGGGCAGAAUAGGUUGAAGCCACCGACGCGGCUAAAAAGGGUCGCGGGCGCGGAUCCGGGCUUCCGAGCGCCACGGGGUCCUAGCGGGAGCCGGGGGCGCGCGCGCUCGGAGCGUUCCUUCCCCCCACCCCCGCCCCAGGGUCUCCUUCCCUCGGGAUUCGGAGCCUCCCGUCCUCCAGGGCCGACUCGCCGCGGGGCUGAAGGGUGUCAGGACGCCGUGACCUAGCUUAGCGACAGGCCUCGCCCCGGCGACGGCGCCGCAACAAGAUGGCGGACGACAGAGACAGGGACGGCACAGAGAUAGCUGUAGCAGAAUUUCACAAAAAAAUCAAAGAAGCUUUUGAAGUGUUUGACCAUGAGUCAAAUAAUACAGUGGAUGUGAGAGAGGUCGGAACAAUUAUCCGGUCAUUGGGAUGCUGCCCUAGUGAAGGAGAGCUGCAUGAUCUGAUUGCAGAGGUGGAGGAAGAAGAACCCACUGGAUACAUUCGAUUUGAAAAAUUUCUACCAGUGAUGACUGAAGUCCUACUGGAAAGAAGAUAUAGACCAAUUCCAGAAGAUAUCCUUCUUCGAGCUUUUGAGGUAUUAGAUCCAGCUAAACGUGGAUUUCUUUCUAAGGACGAACUGAUAAAGUAUAUGACUGAAGAAGGUGAGCCUUUUUCUCAGGAGGAAAUGGAAGAAAUGUUGUCUGCUGCAAUUGAUCCAGAAUCGAAUUCAAUUCUUUAUAAGGACUACAUAACAAUGAUGGUGAUAGAUGAGAAUUAA
Molecule: messenger RNA, 837 nt
Organism: Budorcas taxicolor (takin)
Lineage: Eukaryota; Metazoa; Chordata; Mammalia; Artiodactyla; Bovidae
Gene: EFCAB2
Product: EF-hand calcium binding domain 2
Exons: 7
Coding region: 343-837 (164 amino acids)
Molecular function (GO): calcium ion binding
Source: RefSeq, a predicted model, not a curated record